UUUAUUUCAUCGCAUAUUUGCAUCCUGACCCUUUCUCAACAAACUUGAUAAAAAGUCUCACUUUCUCUCUCCUUACAAACUAUUAAAAUGGCACCAAAAGCGGAGAAGAAACCCGCAGAGAAGAAGCCCGCCGCCGAAAAAGCACCGGCCGAGAAAAAGCCAAAAGCCGGCAAGAAGCUUCCGAAAGAAGGCGGAGCCGCUGCCGGAGACAAGAAGAAGAAAAGAACAAAGAAGAGCGUUGAAACCUACAAGAUUUACAUCUUUAAGGUUUUGAAACAAGUUCAUCCUGAUAUCGGAAUCUCCAGCAAAGCCAUGAGCAUCAUGAACAGCUUCAUCAAUGACAUUUUUGAAAAGCUUGCACAAGAAUCUUCUAAACUUGCAAGGUACAAUAAGAAGCCGACCAUUACUUCUCGGGAGAUCCAGACUGCUGUGCGACUUGUUCUCCCCGGUGAAUUGGCUAAGCACGCUGUGUCUGAGGGUACCAAGGCUGUUACGAAGUUUACUAGUUCUUAGAUUUGUUGAUUUCGAUGGUUUAGGGUUUGUAAACAGUUUUAUGGAAAUUUGAUUAAAAAAUGGAGGAUUUUGUGUUACAUCGUUUCUAAUAUCCUGGAGGAUUUAUGUUUAGGUUUAUAGUUUGGUAGGUUUGUGGAAGGUUUUACAGUAAGAAUGAUCAAAAUAAUUUUCUUAAAUCGA
This is a messenger RNA of Amaranthus tricolor (Joseph's coat), 693 nucleotides long. Its product is annotated as histone H2B. Gene Ontology annotation, biological process: nucleosome assembly. Lineage: Eukaryota; Viridiplantae; Streptophyta; Magnoliopsida; Caryophyllales; Amaranthaceae. The transcript has a single exon. The coding region runs from base 88 to 513 and encodes 141 amino acids. Gene Ontology annotation, cellular component: nucleosome. Gene Ontology annotation, molecular function: protein heterodimerization activity; DNA binding; structural constituent of chromatin. The record is from RefSeq and is a predicted model, not a curated record.